UAUUGAUGACUGCAGUCACUGCAGGGACUAAGAACUUUGUAGCUGGAUCCCCUUGUGGGGCUGGAGCGCUGGCGUGGCCCGAUUGUCCCGCGGGGUUCCAUUGUCCCAGCGGGCGAGCGCGCCAACUGUUGGCCUGGAUUCCCGGGACAUUUAAUCUGUAGGAUGGCGGAACUCUGUAACGUGUCGCCAACAGGGCACUCUGGCGUGGUUUGUUUUGGUCCUUGUUCACGCUAAACUUACGAACACAAAACAGGAAGGAUUUAAGGAAAAGAAACUCCGUAAAGAAUGAUGUCAAAAUUGGUUACAGACAUCUUUAAUACAGAGAGUGAUGAUGAAGAAUUUAUGGGGUUUCAAGAUUCUGAUUUUGGGAAUAGAUGUGGACAGUUUAAACAUAUACCAAAGUUUUUAGCAGAUAUUUUUGAUGAACCAAGUGAUGAAGAAUUUUUGGGUUUUCCAGAGGAAGAAUCCAAUGCAUUACUUGAUUGUGCUGAGGGCAAACAGAACCAGGGCACAAAUGUUUCCAAAUUUCAGUCCAAGUACAUUACAGAGGAACUGAUUGAAGUUUUCACAGAAGAUAGUUACUCAACUGAUUAUGUUUUUGAAGGGUUCCCUUCAAGUACUUUUGAACCUAAUGAUGAGUUGGAUUUGAAGUCUGUGAGUUCGGAAAUGGAGGAUGAAGAUGAAGGUUUCACUGAAUGUGAUGAUGAGGAGGAUGAUGAUGAUGUAUCUUCCAUUGAAAGUGAAAUGGAACCGACAUCAAAGAAAACCCAUUUUGGACUGCGUGUGGCAUUUAAAUUUCCUACAAGGCGACCAGCAAAGAGAAAGGAGAAUGAGUUGGCUGUGUCUGAAUCUGAAUCAGAUGAUGACUCUGGGUCAAAGAAGAAACGGUCUAAUGUUUUGCUAAAGCGAGCCAUGAACAUUAAAGAGAAUAAAGAGAUGCUUGCCAAGCUAAUGGCAGAACUAAAAACGAUGCCUGGGCUCUUUCCAGUGAAUGUACAGACUUCUUUACCUUCAAAACAGAAACGAACCCCAAAGAGAACUUUUUCUGAAGGAAAGAUUGAGCGCCGUGUGAAUCCAACUAGAAGUGCACGGCCUCCUGAGGGGUUUUCUGUAGAAAAGUUGGCGAUUUCUCCAACCAGACUUAUGGACCAAGUGAAAAACUUCCACUUGAGAACUGAUCUGUCAGAUCGUUUUGUUGAGGAUGGAAAUUUAAAGAAAAGGAGGCGAAGAUCUUCCAAAUGCAAGCCAAGACUUGCUGAUAAUGUGACAGAAGAGGAUUUGGAAAAUAUUGCCAUCACCGUUAAAGAUAAAAUAUAUGAUCGUUGUAUGGGAAGCACUUGCCAUCAAUGUCGACAGAAGACAAUAGAUACAAAAACAAUCUGUCGUAAUCACGAUUGUUAUGGUGUAAGAGGACAGUUUUGCGGACCCUGUUUGCGCAAUCGAUAUGGGGAAAAUGUGAGAUCGGCCCUUUUAAACCCUGACUGGGUGUGCCCUCCUUGCAGAGGGAUCUGUAAUUGUAGCUUCUGCCGUCGUCGGGAUGGACGGUGUGCCACUGGGAUUCUUGUUCACUUGGCAAAAUUUUAUGGAUAUGACAAUGUUCAAGCCUACUUGGAAAGUUUACAGAAACAACUAACUGAAGACUGAAACAAGAACGAGGAUCUGUAAAGUUGCAGCUGCUUUUAACAUUAAAUUUUAAUGUUACAUUUUAACUUCCUUACUGAAACAUAUAAGAGCAUACUUUAAUUUUUACAGCUUUGUAAUUAUUGAUGCUUGGAAAUAUUUAGUUAUUGAAGCUAAAUAAGGUCUUGAAGUUGAGUGUGUUUUUCUAAAUAGCUUCUUAGCAAUUGAAGAUUUUUUGUUUAAACCUUUGUUAAAAUUUCUGGUGUUGAUUAUGAUGUCUAGGAUUAUAUAGGUGGCAAGUGUUUUAUUAUGCUAUUCAGUGGUAAAUGUCUUGUUUACCACAUUAACACUAAAUGAGGGUUAAUAUAUCCUCUUGUGCAUAAUCUAAUAGUGUGGAUGCAUAUAUCUGCGAAAAGUAUAUUUUUCACACAGUAUAAUGACUGAUAAUUAAAACUGGAAAUGUUAUGGCUAUUAAUGCUACAAGUUUGAUAGCCCAGCAACAUAGAAGCAUUAGACUUUUGUUUUGAAUGUUAAUCUACAGUUUUUUUUUGUCUGGAAGUUAGCAUUUUGUAAAAAGUGUUCAAUCAUUAAAAAAUUGCAUAAUAUAAAAAUG
Messenger RNA from Pristis pectinata (smalltooth sawfish), 2233 nucleotides. RefSeq names its product cell division cycle-associated 7-like protein. The coding region runs from base 286 to 1644 and encodes 452 amino acids. Gene Ontology annotation, cellular component: nucleus. The record is from RefSeq and is a predicted model, not a curated record. Gene Ontology annotation, biological process: regulation of DNA-templated transcription. The transcript is spliced from 12 exons. Lineage: Eukaryota; Metazoa; Chordata; Chondrichthyes; Rhinopristiformes; Pristidae.